This is a messenger RNA of Lodderomyces oxycetoniae, 3132 nucleotides long. RefSeq lists its product as uncharacterized. The transcript is spliced from 2 exons. The coding region runs from base 1 to 3132 and encodes 1043 amino acids. The record is from RefSeq and is a predicted model, not a curated record. Lineage: Eukaryota; Fungi; Ascomycota; Pichiomycetes; Serinales; Debaryomycetaceae.
AUGACAUUGAAUGAGAUCAGCAGUUCUAGCUCUAGCAACUCCUCGUAUUUUGGAAAGUCUGCAAAAUAUCAUGCACAGUUGACAAAGUCGCUAUAUCUCAACUAUAACAAAACAACGCCAAGUUCUCAGCAGCAGCAAAUAAAGAAAGAUUCUUCAACUACUACAAAUAAUCUGACUUUUCUCCACAAUCCAAGUUCACUGAGAAAACCUUCAUUUGACGCAAUGCAAAGUAGCAAAUUGGGAACCGGGAUUCACACUGAAUAUGAAUACGAUCUUGGUGCGAAUCAAGAUCUGGGAUAUUUCACAUCUAGGACGGCCAUAUCUGUUCCAUCUUCGAGGAUUGAGGACUACUACAAUAACAACAAUAUUGAGGAACAAAUCCAACAAUUAUUGACUAAUAAUGAGAAUUUACCCCAGAAUGGCGAAUUCCUUUCGCAUCUGUACUCUCAAGGUAAUGCUGCAAAUAUGUACAGGUUUUAUGAUCUGCAUAAUUACCAACACCUUCCUCCAAUUGAUAUAAAUAUACGCACCACUGCAUUUGACAAUCAAAGUCAGAACAAUCAAACUAUGGAACAACAAGGAUCACAAAACAAAACAGACGAUUUUUAUAUCCUGCAUUACGGCCAUCUGUAUACUCAACAGCCUGAUCAAAAUCAAUAUGCAAUAAGUGAAGAGAAUAGGCAGCAUGUUGAUCAGGAACAGGUUUGUUUGCAGCAAUUACAACCUGGUUUCUCACAACAGCAAAUACAUAAUCCUUAUCAAGCCCAGCCCCAGCCCUCGCAGUUACCACCAUCUCCUUCUCCCCCACAACAACAACAACAGCAGCAGCAGCAGCAGCAACGGAAUAGAGACUUGUCUCUUGGGUACCCCCCGACAAACGAAAUAAACUACUUUCCUCAAAAUCAUAAUCCCCAAUCACUCUCUACCGCACUGUAUCCACAUGACAGUAAAGGUGCCAAUACAUCCACUAAUUUGCAAGGACAUAAUGUCUUGGCAUAUUCAAAACAGCCUCCAACAAGUUCACCACAAAGCCUCAAUAUAAUUCCGAAUCUAAAGAAUAUGCCUGCCGCUAAUGCCAAUGAACCAACACAAGCAAUCUACGACCUGAAAAUCAAAUUGAAAAGAGGCAGACCCAGGAAGAAACCAGGUUUUCAUUUGAAGCUUGAUGCUGUAAAUAAAAAACCAAUAAAUACUACUAGGUUGGUUACCUCAUCACAAUCCGACUCGGGAGCAGACUAUUGGAACCGACAUUCAAACAACAACAACAACAACAAUAAUAACAAUAACAACAACGGUGUCGGCAAUGGUGGCACAGCAGUAGCGGCUCACAACUUGCUGAAACUAUCUUUUACACCUGCUUUUGAGAAUGAUGAUAUACGAAGAGAAAUGGAUCUACAUGAAACAACCCAAUAUGAAACUACUAUUCCGUCGUUUCUUUUAACUCCUUCUAAUGAUCCACCCACAGGAGCCAAAGAGUAUUUUGAAUUUGAUAAUACGCCGAAAAACGGCGGCACUUUGAAUAAUGGUGGAUUUUUUUCUCCUCGUGUUAAAGAUCACAAUAUUGACAAUUUCAAUCAAACUUUUGAAUGCUACUUAAAAAAUCCAGAAAAUGUGCAACAAAAUGGUAAUGGUUUGGGAGAAGCUACUUCUUUUAGUGAAUUCAACUUGCAGGAAGGUCCUUUGAUACCACCUGGUCAGAUAACCUCUCACUCAAAACAAGCUUUCAAAGAGUCCUUUUCGCCACUAAGGCUAAACUUUGACAACCUUGCAUCAUCAUCUCAAGCACAGCCAUCAUCAUUAUCAUCAGGAAAUAAUGCAGCUAUAUUUAGUGAACGGGAAAAAUUCACCGAAGCUGCGCAAUUCCCCGAAGAUUUGGAAGAGUUCAACAUCACAACUUAUUUAAACACCAACCCUGAAGAAACAGAUGGGAAUUUUUCCUUGACAGCGACGACAACAGCAACAACUUUGCAGAAGACGCUUUCUAAUAGUAGUGCUACAAGCGCUACAUCGGAAGGAUCAGACUCGCGACAAUUUAAUGAGCAAAAUGACCUCACCAGAUCGGCAUCAAAAAAGAGAAUUUCAAAGGGGGCUACUUGUCCAGUUUGUGAUAAAUAUAUCAGCAGGGAUUUAACUCGCCACAUGCGUAUUCAUAAUGAAGUCGGUAGGUUUCAGUGCGUGUAUCCGAGAGAGAUGUGCAAUCACAAGACCCAGAAUUUCAAUAGACCCUAUGAUUACAAAAAGCAUUUACUUCAUGUACAUUUUGCAUUUGAUGACCGAAAGGGUAAGAAUGCAAACACAUUAGGGGAAAAACUACCUUUAUCUGGUGCUUACACAAUUCAGCCCCACGACCCUCAUCAUCACUCGACAUUGCAGCAUCACACAAAGGGUUAUGUUAACCAUAUCUCAUCCUUAUACCCUCAACCCUGUCACAGAUUCAGCAAGCAUCAUACCAGCUUUCAAGAGGAACCGCAAAUCGACAAGAAAGAACUUCAACGAAAAAUAAAUUUACUGAACCUUAUGAACGAGUUGAAAAGACAGGUACCAAACAUAUUGGCCACCAAUUUGUCUAAAGACCUUAUUUCCAAAGAUGUGUUUCUACGAAUAUGUCCAUCACAAUUUGACGAGUCCAUGCUACCAAAGCUUCACGGAACAUUCGCAUAUUUCAGCGCAUGCAAGGCAAUACAAUUAUUCAUAACAUCUGUGAUACUUAAUCCCCGUGUUAAAUUGCACAUUACAAGUAUUCGACUAAGUAACUCUCGAGACCCUCAGUGCAUGUUUAGCAACUCUACAAAGAUAUAUAUUCGUUGGAACACGUGCAUGCCCAACUGUGAGCACUUGGGAGUGGCAAGCACCUCGGAUGCAAAUUUGGGAUCUCAUCAAUGGUCAAAAGAGGACACGAUCAGAUUGAUGGAGCAUAAAAAAAUACAAAACGUGGCGGGGUUUAUCAAGAAACUUGCGUCGAUGAUGAUGGGGUUGACCAAGGAUCCGGAAAAGUUAGAGAGGGUUUUACUGGGAUUGUUCAUAUUCGAAUUAAAUGAUGAUUGUGACGAAAUAAUUGUUCACACUGUUGAGAAUAUGGAUGUUAUUGAACGAUUCGAGCCAGAGGAAAUCAACGGUUUAAGGGUCUGUUGA